Molecule: messenger RNA, 4431 nt
Organism: Stylophora pistillata
Lineage: Eukaryota; Metazoa; Cnidaria; Anthozoa; Scleractinia; Pocilloporidae
Product: putative glycoprotein hormone G protein-coupled receptor
Biological process (GO): activation of adenylate cyclase activity; hormone-mediated signaling pathway; adenylate cyclase-activating G protein-coupled receptor signaling pathway
Cellular component (GO): plasma membrane
Molecular function (GO): G protein-coupled peptide receptor activity; protein binding
Source: RefSeq, a predicted model, not a curated record
UUUUGUUUUGUCUUUUCUGUUAAUUUGGUUAUUUUAAGUCUUUCCAUUUUUUGCUGUGCGACAGUUUAUCAAGUGUAAGAAACCUUUAUUCCCUGUAACACACUGAAGAUACCUUCUUCUUUACUCAACAAACUACUCGUAUCGAUACCUUUCUUACAAAUUCUCUCCUAAUCAUUAGAGAUGAUAAAACGCGGGAUCUUUUUCAAAGAAUUUCCAUAUUAACUCUGGGCUACUAGUUCUGAUAUGAUUACUUAUAUUUUCAUUUUCUUUCAGACAUUCGAUCUUCUUUAGACUUAUCGACUUGGUAAACAAUCAUUAUCUUGGCUUAAACACAUGUCAGAUGUAUUUGAAAGUUUCUUUCCAGUUAAGCUUGUAUAAUGUCAAAAAAAUCCACCGGCAUAUUGCAAAUUACUUUUCGGAAUAAGACAUUUCUUUGUUAUUGUCGUGGAUUAUUUCCCGUGAGUACAUUGUACCGACCAGAAAUAUGAAAAUGGUAUGUCUUGUCCAGUUUGGAAAAGUGAUAAUUUUGUUUAAAAAUAAGUUAAGACGGCCUGAAAAAAUUAGACAAAAAGUUCGAGAAUCAAGUGAAACCUUAUUUUUGGUAGGUUUUUUUUUGUUAGAAAUCAAAAGGAAAGAGUUCAAUAGGAAAACUGCUUGAAUUUACUGAUCCCUUUUUAAUUUUCAUUUUGCUAAGACAUGUUUUAAUGCUGCCUAAUAUUGUAGGCUUGAAUUCUUGUUUCACACGAUUUUAGUAUUGGGCAUAUUUCCAGAUUUUUUUUUUUUUUUUUUAAGAAAAAAGGAGAUGGGUUAAGAAAACGUUUGGCAAGAAAUCAUUUUGUAAAAAAAGUAGUAACUCCGAACAUUUGUGGUUCAAUGUCGUGAUCGAUUAAAUCAAUUAUGGAGAACGGAAAAAGGCAAUUUGUAAACUAUAAAUACGAUAUUGGCAAUGUGCCCUUGCUGUUAAAUAUAUUUUUUUGUAAGUCAAAUUCCGACUGGCAGCUGUUUUCAAAUGAAUGAAUAGCCGUGCUGAUAAAAGUAUUUGCUAUAUGGGACGAGUUUAGUAGGAAAAGACAAGUGAGAAUUUUGUCGGGCCGUGUAGACUUGAGUUGGGUAUCAAUCGCUGGAUUGGAGAGCCUAGUUCCUAGCGAGUUUUCAACAGUGCUCUUGGUAUAAGAAGGUGAAUUUUCAAAUCUUUGAUUCAAGUAGCAGGAAGUUAAAAGCAGUUGAGGUAAAAUGGAGGCAUCUUGGCUUUUCAUUGCCGCUUAUCUGUUACUACGAAAUGUGGUAGCUGGUGUCCAGAGUCUCAACAACUCUACCUUCCAUUGCGAUAUAGACACGCGCUGUAACUGUUUACCAAAAGGAUUAUGGGAUGCUAGAUGCCAGCUUAAUGGUUCUACAGGGCCACCGAAGCCUAUGGUGCUCUUUAAAUCCUUGGAUUUGUCGAAGAACAACCUACAGGACAUACCCACAGAGUUUCUGGUGAAUCAAACUCAUUUAGUGAAUCUGUCGUUGGCUUGCAAUCAGAUAUCUGUGAUCAAAGAUGGCGCUUUUGGAAGUUUACUCAAUGUAACUUUUCUCGAUCUGAGCUUUAACCCGCUUCGCAGAUGGAAAGGUGACGUCAUCAGACAGCUUCCAAACCUGAAGACCUUAGUCGUGACGGGGAGUGUCUGGACACCAAAUAGUAAUAUCUUGAAAAUGCCAUCUCUCAGAACUGUUGAAGGUGUAACGUGGAGCGACAAUUGCGCAAACUGUACAUUGUUCAAGGAAGAACUAUCCUUUUCAUUAGCACCCAACAUGGAUCAUAAUGACGAAAGACCAGCUAGGAAUUUUUUCGAGCAUGGAUAUCUGCUGUUUUGUCCAUCAAAUAGGAGCUGUUCUGCUGUAACGUUCAAACACCCCAAACACGAGAAAAACGUCAAGACUAUCAAUGUUCCAAAGAAACUAUUCUACAGUUCGUAUGUGAUGGGUACUGUUGCUAUACUGCUCAACUUGAUCGUCCUAAUCACUAUUAUUUUUGCAAGAUCUCUUCGCAGAUCAACAUCCAUGUGGCUGAUUUUAAACAUGGCGCUGUGCGACUUGUUAAUUGGGAUUUACUCCGUACUCAUCGGCAAUUUAAACAUUUUCAGUUUCCUCUCCAGCAUUGAGACUGACAAGAAAGACAAAAAGCUUGUUCUUGGUGGUGAAGUCCUCUGUCCGCUUGCCACCGCCAUAUUCACCUCAGCCGAGUGUGUUGCAGCAGUUACUUCUUUCUUAUUGACUGUGGAAAAGUAUUAUUCCAUAGUACAUUGCAUGAAUCCCGACCGACGCUUGAGCAAAAAGGUAGCCGCGAUAUGUUUGGUAUUUUGCUGGAUUCUAUCGCUCGUAUACGCCAUCUCCCCCGAGUUUCACUUUCUCAAUCUCUCUUAUAGCGCAACAAUGAUGUGCAGUUUCCCGGUGGCGGAGCGAGACACAUUUCUCAUCUGCUUGUGCGUUCUCGUGGCACUCUACAUCGCGAAUAUCCCACUAUACUUGCGUAUAUUUCUAUUCGUUCGCCGCUCAGGUGCUCAGUUGGGGAUAAAAAGGGAGGAAGCCAUCCUAAAGAAAAUCGCUCUCGUAGUUGGAAGCAAUUUCAUCUUACUUUUAGCACCAAUGAUUUUGAUUAUUAUCUUUGUACCCGUUGAGGAUAUUCAUAAUAAGAUUACACUGAGGAGUGACCGUCACAAUGAGAUGCUGUUUGUGUUCGGAUUUUGGUUUCCCAUAGCUCUUCUUGGCUUAAAUUCCUGUAUAAAUCCAAUUCUUGGCGCUUUUAGGCAAGGGACGUUCGCGAAACAGAUAACAAGUGGCUUCAGAUGGCUUAGAAUUCUUCCGUCCUUGAAUUCCCUCCGAAGACAUAAAACAAACAGAUCGUUGUCACAGCUGAGCACUGUUACGUCCCAGAUAGUUCUUUGCAAAGUUACUCAGCUCAAAAGUAUGUGAUGUAGAAUAAUAAACUAUGCGCAGUUCUAAAGCCAGACUAUGCUUUUAUGGAAACUGGGAUAGACAGACUUUUCAAAGCAGUUAUUCACUAAUGGCAUGAUAUUUGAAUUCAAGAUUUGUGCCUGCCAAGAUAAUCCAAGUUCCAUCGAACUUAAGAUGCUCUCACACUUUUAGAAUUUUCUCGCAUUGUACUGUAAAGUGAGUGCCUCGCGUACUUUCAGGUUUCUCAUACAUUCCAUUGUUAAGUAAACAACUCGUACACUUAAAGGUUUCUAUUUACCUUUAAGGUUUUCUCCGUAAAUAUCUCGUGCAUUAUUAAGCUUCUCCUUCAUUGGAUUGCUUCGUUAGUAUCUCGCGCAAUUUUAGGAUUUUCUUUCAUUCGAUUGUCACGCAAUCAACUCGCACACUUCAAGGUUUUUCUUUCAUUUGAUUUUUACCUAAAUAUCUCGUGCCUUAUUUCAAAAGGUCCUCUUUCCUUCGAUUGUUACGUGAGUAUCUCGUGCAUCUUUAGGAUUGUCUUUCAUUCGCGGAUCGAUUGUACGUCAGUAUCUCGCACAUAUUUAUGUUUCUCUUUCAUUGGACUAUUACGUUAAUAUCUCGUGCAUUUUCUUUCACUCGAUUGGUAUUCGUUCGUAUUUUGCACAGUUUUAAGAUUCUCUUUUAUUGAAUUUUUACGUUAGUAUCUCGCGCACUUUUAAGCUUAUUUUUAAUUUGAAUGUUACGUUAAUAAUUUUGCACACUUUUAGGCUACUCUUUCCGUCGAUUGUUACGUUAGUAUCUCUUAAUUUUUAGGAUUCUCUUCCAUAAGCUUAAGGUGACCUAUCUAUGUCCGGCUCACUCCUUUCAGCUUCUUCUCACUCACUCACUCACUCACUCACUCACUCACUCACUCACUCACUCACUCACUCACUCACUCACUCACUCACUCGCUUCACGAGACUGUUAUGUCGUGCCUCCAUUUAGUUACUAAGAAAAAAAACUCUCUCUGCUUAGAUGCGCUAUUGUUUCUCACCAAUUAUUAUAAGUAACAUUUUGGUGUAGAGUGCAUUUGCAACAAAAAAAAAGAGUAUAUGCCAGUUAAACAUAUACUUGUAAUUAGAUAAUAUCCAAAUAUUAAAAAUAAAAAUCAAGGCAGUGUGGCCUGUUAACGAGGCCAAAGAAUCUUAUCAACAACGAGACACAGCUUGGUUACUCGGAGCAAACAUACUUUUCGAAGAGAAGGAUAAUUCACUCAUCCACGAACCUCUUUGGAACCUCUUCGGAUCGCAUCCAACCAUCAUUUCCGAGGAUGAAUAACAACAACAACAAUUUUUAUUGAUUUACAAAAAUUACAAUUUGAGAAGUGCCUACCCAAAAUUAGUUGAAAACUAGUCGAGGCGGGUAGGUAUAAUUAAGUUAAGCUUAUCACUAAGUACUUACAAAGAUGUCGAUUUUGCAGCAGUUCAGAUUACACUAAGAAAACAGUAGUUCAAAUUA